This is a messenger RNA of Hermetia illucens (black soldier fly), 3927 nucleotides long. Its product is annotated as trichohyalin. The record is from RefSeq and is a predicted model, not a curated record. Lineage: Eukaryota; Metazoa; Arthropoda; Insecta; Diptera; Stratiomyidae. The coding region runs from base 172 to 3609 and encodes 1145 amino acids. The transcript has 2 exons.
CAGUUCAUCCUGAGCAACCCAACAAGUGGACUUCAGCAGCGACUGCGGACUUUAUUGUGAAAAGUAAUAUUUCCAACAGAGUUUAGUGUUAUACAAAGUUGAGGACUAUUCCAAAAAAUUCUAAGUGAAUCCGGUGAAAGGACAGUAUCUUCUCUAAAUCUGAGUGUGAAAAUGGUACCUGGCUUUUGGCAGCUGGCUACCACAUUCUUAGUGUUUGCUGUUCUUGGAUCAACACUCGCUUUCAUAGAGAGUCCUUGUGAAAAUAAAGCAUUCUGUUUUCGACGAAACACUCGAUUUGAUGAAAGAUUAAACUCGAGACUAUCCCCAGAAUCUGAUUUUGAACGGGAAGAGGCAAACCCAAAAAAGUACAGUAAUGAAAUAAGACGAUUCAGCAUCGAGAAAGUUUGGCGUGAUAACCAAAGGUUUCGGGAUGAUGACCGUUUGAAUCCUUCUCGAAGAUUGUCAACUAGAGCUCAAGACCCUCAAGAACUAAACAGACUUACUCGAAGAGAACGAGAGGAUAUCCGUGAGGCGCGACUUCGAGUUCGAAUCGACCCAAAAAGUGAGGAACGCUUGGAAGGGCAGUCAAGGGUAACGACCAGAAGUGUAGACGGACUUCGACGAAACACUCGAACCGAAUUGGUUGAGGAAACCAACCGAGACCGAGCUGACCGAAGGCAAGAACAAAAUGAAAGAUAUCGUGAUGCAACCAAUGAACAGAAUGACCGUUUGGCACGGAAUCAACUCAUCAGGAACAGCCGAGUACGAUUAGACCGUGAGGACCGUUUCGAUAGGCGUGAUCAUCGAGAGCGCGGAGAACGUUUAGAAAAUGCAGGUCGCCGUGAGCAUCGGGAUGUACGGGAUGGAAUGGAAUCACGUGAAGAAUCUGAAAGACGGCAGAGUCUGGAAGCUACUCGAAAAGUCAAUGAAAGGCAGGAAUCGCGAGAAAGAAUUGAUGAGCGCAGAAUAUCAGAGAAACGAGCUGAACUCCGUCGAGCUUCUCCUGAACGUGCUGAGUCACCACGAGAACUUGAUGACCAACGAAAUUCACGUCAACGACAAAAUCUUGAUGGCCGAGAAGAACGUAGAGAUACCCGGCGAGAAGUUGAUCGAAGGAUGAAUACUCCAGAACGAUAUCAAACGCGACGAAAAGUUGAUGACCGCAGUGAGUCAAGACAAGAAGAUAAUGAACGCAGGGAUUCACGAGAGCGACUAGGAUCCCAGCGAGAAGACGGCCAAAGUCAGGAGCGUUCAGAAUCACGUCGGCAACUUAACAAGGACCAAGAAUCAAGAAACCGAAAUACAUUACGGCGAGAAGCUGAUCUACGACAAGACGCAAUUGAGCGGUCAGAAUCGCGACAAGAAAGUAACGAGCGAAUCACAUCGCGCAGGCAAAUUGAUGAGGGUCUAAAUCUUGAAUCACGGCGCCAUCGUAUCAAUAACCGGGAGCAAGCAAUCGUCCGUGAAGACUCACGAUUGCGAGUUGAUUCGCGGAACGUCGAUAACGAACAAAGGAAUUCACGAUACGUUAAUGAGCGCGAAAUUUCACGAGAAUCUGACGAACGUCGAGAUUCACGGGAAGCUGAGGAGUACCGAAACCUUCGCAGAGAGAGCAGCAAUCGUGCCAAUUUAGUUCAACGUGCAGAUUCCCGCCGACAAACUAACAACCGCAUGCAAUUACGACGAGAUAUUAGUGAAAAUGGAAUUUCACGUGUACGCCGAGAAAUGCAGGAACAAAGGAGAUCACGUCAAGAAAGUACAGAGCGUCACGGUCGAUUGUUCAACGAUCGUGAAUCUGCUGAACGUCGCGAUUCUCGUGAAUCACCUGAAAGGCGAGAAGAGCUUAACAUGGAUAGGCAAACACAAAGACGAUCAGGAUUGCAGCGGGGAACUGAAGUAAACGAAGGACGACAAGAACGCAAUUCACGACGUGAAGCUAAUGAUCUUCGAGAACGUGAUGAUGUUCAUAGGGAAAUCAGCGGUCGGCGAAAUUCGCGAGAGAACGCAGAAGUACAGGGAAAAAAUGCAGUAACUCGUUAUUCACAAGAGCGUCUGGAUUCCCGACGAGAGGCCGAAGAUCGCAGGAAUGCACCAGAGUUAGACUCACGCAGAGAGGGUGAAUUACGAAGGGAACAAACUGAAGAACGUCGUGAAAACAUCGACCGAAGAGAUUCUCGCGCACGCAUGGAAUUACGAAGAGAAGUCAAUGAAUAUCGCGAUUCACGAGAGCGAAUGGACUCACGACGAGAAGUCGAAGGCCGCAGAAAUUCGCUAGAGUUAGACUCACGUAGAGAAACUGAAUCACGAAGGGAACGAACAGAAGAACGUCGUGAAGACGUUGACCGGCGAGAUUCGCGAGAACGUAUGACAUCGCGAAGACAGGUCAAUGAAUAUCGAGAUUCACGCGAACGAAUGGAUUCACGACGUGAAGAUUCACAACGAGCGGUCGAAGAUCGGCGAAAUUCAGCAGACUUACAUAGAGAGAUUGACUCACGUAGGCAGCUUACAAAGCAACGCCGUGAGAACACCGAUCGAAGAGAUGUACGAGAACGCAUGGAAAUGCGAAGGAAAGCCAAUGAAAAUAGAGAUUCACGCGAACGAAUGGAUUCACGACGUGAAGAUUCACAACGAGCGACCGAAGCUCGCAGAAAUUCACCUGAGUUAGACUCCCAUAGCGAGAUCGAAUCACGCAGGCAACUUACAGAACAACGUCGUGAGAACAUCGAUCAAAGAGAUGUACGAGAAAGCAUGGAAAUGCGAAGGAAAGCCAAUGAGAACCGAGAUUCACGCGUCCGAAUUGACUCACGACGUGGAAACUCAGAACGCCAACAAUCAUCUGCAAAUCGAUCUGAACGGCGAGGCGAGAUGCAAUUACGAAGCCAAAAUGUUGAUAACAUGAAUUCACAAGAGAGGGUCAAAUCACAGCGUGACGAUUCACGAGUUCGCUCUGAAACAACCAGGUUGGAUACUGAACGUCGAGAACAAGUUAAUUCACGCCGAGAAACCAAUGUAGUUCGGAAUACACACCUUCGCGUUGAUUCUCAAAGGGAAGCUGAUGAACGUCGAGACUUACUUGAACGGCGAGAGGAACGCCGAGACUCAUUUGAACGACGAGAAUCAGAUGGACUUCGAAAUUCACGUCUUCGAAUCGAUUCACGAAGAGAAUCUGAUGAACGUCGAAACUCAAUGGCCAGUGACCGCCGCAUGUCACGGGAACGCAUGGAAUCCCGACGCGAGGAUGAGCCAGCUCGGCGUGAAAUUGAGUCUAUUCGUCGCGAACAAGCUGAUCUUCAACAAAGAAUCCGCCGUGAAGUAGACUUAGUGCAAAAAGCCGUUCGAAAUUCUGCAGAAACACGACAAAACUCACGUGUCGACGACCGAAGAGAGGCAGAUAGAGAAUCCAGGCAGUUCGUCUCCCGUGGCGACAGCGAAGCAGCAUAUGUUAAAUCCUUCUAUGGCGACCACAACAUUUCCUACUAUCUCUUCCAGGCUGUCAUCCUCGGAAGCAUUAUGCUUAGCAUGAUGCAACAGGGAGAUAAAGCCCACGAGAAAAAGAAAGGGAACAACUGGAUCCUCAACAAGCUAUCGGCUCUUCAACCUGUCUUCUAAGAAACUUGCAGACUUACCAAGGCAAAGCAACACAAAUCCUGAAAAUAUGUAUUACAAACUGAACAUGUGUGAAACAAUAAGUAACUUUUAUUUUAGAUAUAUUUGAACAAUCUAUCCAUCUAUAGCAAAAAUUAUGGAACAAAUAAGCAUCCAAAGUAAAGAUAUCUAACUGUUUAUAUAGAGAUAGCGUUGAUUAUAUAAGGUGUUAGAAGUUUAUUCGAAAGGGUAAAGCACAAUGUAAGGAGAAAAGUACCUACUGUAAAUAUAUAUUCUGGUUCAAGUUGGAUGUAUCUUAAACUCAAAAGAAUAAACAUUAUA